AGGUCGUCAGUGAAAAGUGGAGAAAUGGCUAGAUUGACCCAGUUUGUUGACAAUGAAGUCUUCCGGGCUUUCGCUACUUACGCAACUAUUGUUCUUCUAAAAAUGAUGCUUAUGAGUGUUACAACAUCAUACUUCAGACUCACAAGAAAGGCCUUUGACAACCUAGAAGAUACAGUAUCAUUUGGAACAGGUGAAACUGCUAAAAAACUUGUGCGGACUCAUCCAGAUGUCGAUCGUGUACGCAGAUGCCACCUGAAUGACCUUGAAAAUAUUGUCCCCUUUUUUGGCAUUGGACUGCUGUACGCUCUUAGUGGCCCUGAGCUGUCCUCAGCCUUGCUGCACUUCAGGAUCUUCACUGCGUGUAGGAUCAUUCACACUUUUGCCUAUUUGAUCCCUCUUCCCCAGCCCGGCAGAGGUUUGUCUUGGGCAGUUGGGUAUGUGGUGACCUUCUCGAUGGCAUACAACGUUAUGAAGUCAGUGCUGUACCUGUAG
Nestor notabilis (Kea) is the source of this 492-nucleotide messenger RNA. RefSeq names its product microsomal glutathione S-transferase 1 (gene MGST1). The transcript is spliced from 3 exons. The record is from RefSeq and is a predicted model, not a curated record. NCBI's taxonomy places the organism in Eukaryota, Metazoa, Chordata, Aves, Psittaciformes, Psittacidae. Gene Ontology annotation, molecular function: glutathione transferase activity. Gene Ontology annotation, cellular component: membrane; mitochondrion. The coding region runs from base 25 to 492 and encodes 155 amino acids.